Messenger RNA from Nerophis ophidion (straightnose pipefish), 1744 nucleotides. RefSeq names its product origin recognition complex, subunit 5 (gene orc5). The coding region runs from base 303 to 1637 and encodes 444 amino acids. Gene Ontology annotation, biological process: DNA replication; DNA replication initiation. Lineage: Eukaryota; Metazoa; Chordata; Actinopteri; Syngnathiformes; Syngnathidae. The record is from RefSeq and is a predicted model, not a curated record. Gene Ontology annotation, cellular component: nuclear origin of replication recognition complex; nucleus. The transcript has 14 exons. Gene Ontology annotation, molecular function: DNA replication origin binding.
CAUUGUGAUUGGCCGUGCGUGACGUCUUAUGGAGAACGCGCGAAACUCUUCCUCUGUUAACUUUUUGGCUAGUUUAGAACUUUCUCCGUUUUUUGGUCAUUUAAAGAUGUUUUUCCGUGCCGACUAAUCUCCGGUUCCAGUACUUGUAAGGUUCGCUUUUGUACUGAACUUACGGUGAAGUUUUGCGUCGCUGUUCAAGUAGUUUAACACAUGACGGCGAGCGAAAGCAAGCUUGAAUGUUAAAUGUGUAGGUUGAAGUAGCAAACAAAGCUUGGUGAGAUAGUUGGGAAGCGGGCGCCUUCAUGUCGUCGUUGCUGCGGCAGCCGGGCUAUGAGGAGGAGAGGCUGCUAAGAGUAGCCGAGCAGCUGCCUUGCAGAGAGCUUCAAGCCGGGCUGCUCCUGUCGUUGAUGGGGGAGCCACAGCAGUACAGCUUCCCUUCAAUCUUCAUCUACGGUCAUCGAGCCUCAGGGAAGAGUCAUGUUGUCAACGUUCUACUCAAGGAGCUCCAGUUGCCUCACGCCACCAUCAGCUGCGUUGAGUGCGUUUCCAUCGCCCUGCUCUUCGAGCAAGUGCUGCUGACCUUUUUUGGGCGGGACGCUGCCGCCUCACUACCUCGUAGCCCAUCGAUGUCAGACUUUGUCCGUAUCUACAAGCAGCAUUGCUCCCUAUCUGCCGCCACGCAGACGCAUUACAUAGUGAUAGAAAAAGCAGAGCUUCUGCGAGACAUGGACGCUAAUCUCCUCCCAGCUCUCCUGCGUCUUCAGGAACUGGUGGAGGACAACGUGAGCGUGGUCCUGCUCAGUGAGAUCAUGUGGGACACGUUCAGGCCGAGCACAGGCUGCUUCGAGCCUCUUCUGCUCCACUUCCCUGACUACAGCAAAACUGAGCUGCACCAAAUUUUGUCUCGUGACAAACACCCGUCCUAUUCCGCUGACUUCUACUCUUCUUAUGUCAACAUCUUGCUGGGCGUCUUUUAUGCUGUCUGUCGGGACCUCAGAGAGCUUCGCCACCUGGCUGCACUCAACUUUUCAAAGUUCUGCGAGCCUUUGGCCGAAGGCAACGUGAAAGAGAGUGACACACACAAGCUUUGGCGAAACAUUGAGCCUCACUUGAAAAAGGCAAUGCAAACGGUCUACCUUCGUGAGGUGUCCAGCCUCCAGUGGGAAAACAUGCAAGUGGAGACUGAAGCCGGGCCUGUGAGAGGCUUAUCAGCGCACACACACGUCGAACUGCCUUUUUACUCCAAGUUCCUGCUGAUCGCCGCCUACCUGGCGUCCUACAAUCCCGCCCGCACCGACAAGCGUUUUUUCGUCAAGCACCACGGCAAAAUAAGAAAAACUAAAAACUUCCUGAAGAAGAAUGAGAAGACCAGCAACCACCUGCUCGGACCCAAACCGUUUCCUCUGGACCGCCUGCUCGCCAUUUUCUACAGCGUGGUGGACAGCAGGGUGGCGCCCACCGCUAGCAUCUUCUCUCAGAUCUCCUCUUUGGUGACGUUACAGCUGCUGACUCAAGUCAGUCAUGACGACCAGCUGGACGCCCCCAAGUACAAAUGUGCCGUGUCCUUGGAUUUCAUCUGCGCUAUAGCCAGGACGGUGAACUUUGACAUUGUCAAGUAUCUCUAUGACUUCAUAUGAGGCUCAAUGAUCCCUUCAUGGACACUUGGUUUGGAUUUAAUAGUGACAAGUGUUUGUUGCUGCCACCUUGUGGUCAUGGACUAAUAAAUCAUUUAACGUGCUGAAAA